This is a messenger RNA of Myzus persicae (green peach aphid), 3933 nucleotides long. RefSeq lists its product as uncharacterized. The transcript has 5 exons. The record is from RefSeq and is a predicted model, not a curated record. Gene Ontology annotation, molecular function: oxidoreductase activity. The coding region runs from base 2100 to 3335 and encodes 411 amino acids. Lineage: Eukaryota; Metazoa; Arthropoda; Insecta; Hemiptera; Aphididae.
UUUCAAUAGUUUAGUUACAGUAGUUACAGUAGUUAUUAACUCAAACAACUAGUGUGACGUGUCGUCUAACUACGACACGGCAUAUUUAUUGUGUGUGCAUUCUUGUAGUGGCGUGUUUAUUUAUCAAGUAGGUACCUGGUGGACGAUGUUAUGUUUCACAUUUUGUCUUACAAUAUUAAAAGAAACAAAAAAAAAAAAAUUCAAAAAAAAUUACCAAAAUUUUGUAUCUUGCGCACUACUCUUAUACUCUACCUUCUAACUUAUAAUAAUUUAAUUUGGGCUGCUUGUUUUUGUCUUUUUAUUUCUCAAAUAAGUUUAUGAACUCCAACUUUUUUCAUUCAUUUUUAAAUAUAGAAACUUUUUCUUGUCCCAAACACUAUUUGUUAGUUUGCACGUAUACUACAUAAUCUUAUUCUUCGUGGUUUUCCUUUAAUUUUAGUCAAUAGCCACACCUUGUUAUUCGUCAUAAUACAAUUAUUUCUUGAUCAAAUAUCCUACAUAUAUUCCAGCUUAUAAAGCGGCCAUUUAUCAAAAAUUAUAAUUUUAUUUAUCUUGGUAGUAUUGCAUUUAUUUAUUAUAAUUUUUUACUAUCUGAUCUUCCUUCGAUUACAAUUGUCACCAAUAAAUAAUAAUUAUUCUAGAGAAUUAUUUAGUAGAAUUUCAAUUAAAUAAUUAAUAUUUUUCUUGGCCAGUAUGUGAAUGUAUUUAAUAGGUAUAUUAUUCCGUACACGUUCUUCAUACAAAGCUAUUAUUUAUCUUAAUUUAGACUUUCAUUAGAAUAUAUUCUUCUACUGAUCUGUGACCGCUCUUCCUUUAAAGUGUUUGUUUAUCUUCACUAAAAAAAUUUUAUUUCUUAUAUCAAAUGUCUUUUUAAUUUUUUUUCUUCUCUCUGAAAAAGUAUUUAUAUUAAACUGUGACUACUUUACUUAUUUAAAGCACAUAUUUUUCUUCUAUUAGCACUCUCUUCAUUUGGCACUUUCUCUUCAAAGGUCAUUUUAGCACUUAUUUAUCUUCAUUUAGCACAUUCUCUAUAUUAUACGCUUUUUCUCUAUGCAUUGUCUUUAAUUAUAAUUGUCACUUAUAAAAUUAAUAUUUCAUGCAUCAAAUGUCUUAUUAAUUAAUUUAUGUUCUUCGCUAAUUGUUUUACAUUGAUCUAUAACCGCUCUUCCUAUUAAGUGCUUAUUUAUCUUUACUAAAAAAAUAUUAUUUCUUAUAACAAAUGUCUUUUUAAAUUUUUUUCUUCUCUCUGAAAAAGAUUUUAUACUGAACUGUGACCACUUUACCUAUUUAAAGCACACAUUUUUCUUCCAUUAGCACUCUCUUCAUUUGGUACUUUCUCUUCUAAGGCCAUUUCAGCACAUAUUUAUCUCCAUUUAGCACAUUCUCUAUAUUAUACGCUUUUCUUCUUUGCAUUUUCUUCAAUUAUAAUCGUCUCUAAUAAAAAUUAAUAUUUCUUAUAUCCAAAGUCCUAUUCAUUUUUCUUUCCUCUCAAUAAUGUUUUUAUAUUGAUCUAUGGCCGCUUAUUUCUUUUUCGCUUAUCUUUAUUUAUAACUUUCUCUAUAUAGGUACUCUUCUCCUUUUUGGUCACUAUUUUCAUUUAUGUUUCUAUUUAAAAUAUAUUAUAUUACAUUAUUAUAUUAUGCUACAAAAAAAUACAAAAAAAAAAUGUAUAAUAUAAUAUAGGUAUACAAAUAUAAAAUUUUUUUUUUUAAUUUGUUGAGAUCUAUACCUUUUCGCGGGGAACAACAAAUACGUUAGGUCGGCAGAUGCUACCAUGAUAACACGCCACUGCAGUUGCAAUUCAUACUUUUUAAAUAUAAUUUACAUUAAUUCAUGGUGAUGGUAAUGGUGCGUGUAAAAUAAUACCAAUGUUGAUUAUAUUGUGUGCGUUAAAUCUGUGUCGGUGUCACUCAAUUUCGUUGUGCGCGAGUGCGUGUGACCAAACUUUAUAAAAACAUCGACAAUAGGUAUAGUAAUACUUUAUAAAUAAUUUUUAAUUUUGUCGUUCGUUGCCUUCGGUGUCGGGAAAUCUAUUGCCCCUCAAUUACACCAUCAUUUCAUAAAGGACUAACUCAACACACUUGGCCAUCGACCAUGGGAUGGACGUGCUGCUGGUUGGCCGAAACAAGGACAAGCUGCGAGCCGUUGCCGGACUGAUAAGAAAAGAAUCAGCCGGUCGGCGGCGGGUGAUGACGGUAGUGGCAGACUUUUCGGAAGAUCCAGUGGCGCGUUACGGGACGGUCGUCGACUUGGGAGAGCCGGAAGAUGGCGACGGCGGCGACCGGCCAGAACAGCGGGAAGGUGACCAGGAUGACGAUGUGGGCGACAGGUGUUUCUGCGACAGGGACGGACAGCGGCCGGCCCGUCGCCAGUGCCCCCUAUGGUAUCGGCGGCUGAGGGCCAUGGUCGAGGGCCGGUUACAGGCGGACGGCGGGGUGGGCGUGCUCGUGAACUGCGCAGGCGCGUGUUAUCCGCAUCCUGAGUUCUUCGCCGGUAUGACAGCUGACGGUAAUCCCGGAGCCGGAGACGGUGACGGACCAGUGCAGUUCACUGCCGACUAUUGCAGCAAUGCAGACGUGGCCGUCCGGUGCAACGUGGCAGGGGCGGUGCACGCUUGCCGUCUUGUACUGCCCGGCAUGUUGGCUCGUGGACGGGGCCUGGUGAUCAACGUGGGCAGUGCAUCAGCGUCCAUGCCACCGGCCAUGCCACUGAUGGCCUUGUAUGCCGCCACUAAGAAAUUCCUGGAAAAGCUGUCUUCCGACCUGGACGCCGAAUGUGCGUACUUGACCAGGGGGCGUGAAGAUGGAAAUGAUGGUCACGGAGUCCGGGUGCAGUGCGCCCGACCCGCGUACGUGGCCACGGCCAUGUUGCGAUCUGCCAAUCCGGACGUCCGCGUUGUACCCGGUUCCGGUUCCGAGGACGAAGAGGAGGACGACGACGACGACAACUACGGCGACGGCUGCUGGUGGGCUUCCAGGAGAAAGCAAGUGGAGGACCGUGUCCAGCGGUGGCUAGUGCCGUCGGCUCGUCGUUGGGUUCGGUCCGCGUUACGGCAAGGAGGCAGACUAUAUGCCCGUGGCCCGAAUUCGGGGCCCGCCAACUACACUGGGUACUGGCCUCACACUUUGAUGGUGUGGUGCGCGCGGUUGGCCAGCGCUGUGACGUCUCGCCGGUGGUUCGUCGACCAGGUGCUGAUCCCUGGCAUGCUCGUGUACCGUGCCAAGGGGCGAGCGGCCAUCGCAGCGGAGAAGAGGAGGAAAUCAUCAGCCGUGGGGGGCCGUGACAGUCGGCAGGAGACGUCUCGACGACGGCAGGACAAAAUUAGGACGACAUAAAUACAUCGUCGGCAUCAUCGUCGCCGUCGUCGUCGUAAACAACAUCCUGAUGUAGCGGCAAACAAUAGGGCCGAUCAGUGGUAGCUGUUUCUGAGGGUUAUGGCACACUGACGUGGAGGUCAACCAACAGCAGCGGCAGGAGACGGAGGCGGUGGAGGAUUAUAGAUCUCUGUAUACAUUGAAUAUUAUACAAAUUCCCAUAGACACUUGACGGCAUAAUAUAAUAUAGGCUUAGUAGGUUUUCUUCAGUUCACAGGUAGUAUCUCGGGUUGGUGGUGGUGGUCCACAAAAUGUGUUAGAUUUUUUUUUUUUAAUUUCAGGUUCCAAAAUAUGUAACUCUUACCCCUCAAAAAUAAUUAUAACUACAUUUCAUACUUUUAAUAAUCACUUUAGGUAUUAUAAUUUAUAUUGUAUAAUUGACUUUCAAAUAAUCUUGUGGAUUCACUCCCCACCAAAAAUAAAUUUAUCUUGUUUUCCGCAUAUUUUUAUUAUAUACACGAUACUUAUUCUCAUAUUAUAUUAUACAUUUUUUAAUCGGCAAUUUAUAGUGUUGCUCGCUUUUUAAACUAUUUUUAUUAAAAUAUCUUGAAAUACUUAA